ACAAAGUGAGAUGACAUUCACAGUGUAGGGCACAGCACAGCGGAUGUCAUUCCAAAUCUAUAGCAGAGCUCAAACGGGGCAGUACCACCACCUUACAGAAAACUGCAGUAAAAAAAUCUAGACCCUACUCAUAUUGUUGUGUUCUUGCCAAAGCUCAACGAGGCUGCGGAGUGUUAGGGUCGGCAACGCGCAUCUCUGGGGUUGCAGGUGUCUAUAGGCCACGGAGACUGCUUACCAUCAGCGGGCCGUAUGAUUGUUUACCACCGUCGUAGUAUAAAAAAUCCUAUUUAAGUUUAAUUAUGCGUUACUAACUCAUAUGGUUGAAGUCGGUGCCAAGCCAAAUAUUAGUAACUCCUUUCAAACAAAAACAUAAUUAAUCAAAUCUGAGGCUCGGAAUAUUUGGUGAACAUAUAUUUAUUUAUAGAUUUCUAAUUGAUUUUGGAAACCUAAAAAUUCGCCCGUCGGUCCGGUUCGAACUUUAAGAUACGUUAAAUUUUUCCUAAAGUAACGAUAUGGAUUGGAUGUGUCAGUGUCGAAAGUGACGUUUUUGUUUGAAGAAACGUCACUUUUGAUACUGACACUUCUAAUCCAUAUCGAUCUUUGGCAAACGUUUGACGAAUCUUAAAGUUCGACACGGGCCCCAUGUCCACAUGGGAGUAUAAUUUAUUCGAUAAUGGGUGAAAGACACUCCAAAUAUGUGGCUAAAAAUAAAUUCAAGGUCCAAUGCAAACGUAACUUAAGUGCGGUUGUGCAGGGUAUGGACGACAUUAAAUAAACAGGUUUAAAACUCUGAGCACAUUUUUGAGACCAAAUAUGUAGCUUAUAUAAGAGCUCCGUUACUUAAUGCAAAUAUAUCAUUUAUCAUUUGUCAAUUAAACAAUUCGGUACAAAAUGUAUUGCAAGGUAAUAGAAAUAUAAUUUACUGACUUAAAAGACAUUUCUUAGUAAGUAUGCUUGAAAUUAAAAUAAGGGUCAACACAAAUAAGUUUUAUUUAAUAUCCCUUUGUUUAUUAUAUUAGAUCAUCUGCGUAGCCGUUGUGUUGACCUUAGCUGCUGCUCGGCCUCAAGAAGGGCAUGGUCAUGGCCAGGCGUACUCCUCGCAGAGCAUCCAGCUGCAUCCAAACCCACGGACAUGAGCACCACAGCCAUGAGCAGCAUAUUCCAGUUCACCACCAGCCUGCCCCCAUUCAGUCCCACCAUACUCACCACCACGCCGUCUCCUCACAAAACAUCCAGCACCACGACGUGCCCGGCAAUGCGCCCGAAGGCCACCACAACUACUACGCGCACCCUAAAUACGAGUUCGAGUACAAGGUGGAGGACCCGCACACCGGCGACAAGAAGUCCCAGCACGAGUCCCGCGACGGCGACGUCGUGAAGGGCUACUACAGCCUGCACGAGGCUGACGGCACUGUCAGAAUUAUGCACUACUCUGCUGAUAAAAAAUCUGGAUUCAACGCCGAAGUCAAGCGUGAGGGUCACGCAGAACACAUUGCACCCAAGCAUCACCACUAGUUCUAAUUUAUUGUUAUCUACUACCUACUUGUUACAAUGGGUAUUUAUCAUUUAUUUAUGUAUUACUACGAGUACAAUAUAAAACAAUAUAAUAAAGUA
Molecule: messenger RNA, 1614 nt
Organism: Cydia pomonella (codling moth)
Lineage: Eukaryota; Metazoa; Arthropoda; Insecta; Lepidoptera; Tortricidae
Product: cuticle protein 7-like
Exons: 2
Coding region: 1075-1515 (146 amino acids)
Cellular component (GO): extracellular matrix
Source: RefSeq, a predicted model, not a curated record